Messenger RNA from Symphalangus syndactylus (siamang), 5671 nucleotides. RefSeq names its product tenascin R (gene TNR). Lineage: Eukaryota; Metazoa; Chordata; Mammalia; Primates; Hylobatidae. The record is from RefSeq and is a predicted model, not a curated record. Gene Ontology annotation, molecular function: protein binding.
GAGAGAGAGAGAGAGAGCGAGAGAGCAAAGCAGUCCCAGGCUUCCUCUUCUCCUUCACGUCAGAGGCAGGAACCGACUGUGCUAAGGCUGUUGGCUCAACACGCAGAGGAGACAGGGGCAGACCCAGGGAGAGUGAGAGAAGGGGGUCCUCUCUGACCCAAGGAAUUACCACUAGUGGAGUGAAGCCACCUGACUUUUUGAUCUUAUUUUGCUUGCCUCCUCAUUAUCCUUCCACCCGUAGUCCUGACAGCUUGGGUUUCAUUUCUUUCGUGGAGCCUUGUCUCUUCCUCCCAGAAAAGGAGGAAGGGAAGAGAAGGGAGAGAGGUGGGCUUUCUAGGUGAGAGCACCAGCUGGCUCCAGCCUGAGCAGACAAGAAUUUUCUUCCCAGGAAGCUCCUCUCACUCCUCGGCCGCCCACCCCCAGCCUGGGUGGCUGUAUCGUUUUAACUGCAUAGAGGGCAGGUCUCUUUUGGAAUUAGGAUUAAAGAACGUGCAGUAAAGAGAAAGCAUCGAAGACACCACCACGAAAGCCAUACCGAAGUGCUUGCAGGUCUGUGAAGAGGCCUCCAUUCUUUUACAGAUUCCCACAACUCCAUGCUGUGUGCUGCAGGCUGGUCCUGAACCCAGAUCUCUGGCUGAGAGGAUGGGGGCAGAUGGGGAAACAGUGGUUCUGAAGAACAUGCUCAUUGGCGUCAACCUGAUCCUUCUGGGCUCCAUGAUCAAGCCUUCAGAGUGUCAGCUGGAGGUCACCACAGAAAGGGUCCAGAGACAGUCAGUGGAGGAGGAGGGAGGCAUUGCUAACUACAACACAUCCAGCAAAGAGCAGCCUGUGGUCUUCAACCACGUGUACAACAUUAACGUGCCCCUGGACAGCCUCUGCUCCUUGGGGCUAGAGGCCUCUGCUGAGCAGGAGGUGAGUGCAGAAGAUGAGACUCUGGCAGAGUACACGGGCCAGACCUCAGACCACGAGAGCCAGGUCACCUUUACACACAGGAUCAACCUCCCCAAAAAGGCCUGCCCAUGUGCCAGUUCAGCCCAGGUGCUGCAGGAGCUGCUGAGCCGGAUCGAGAUGCUGGAGAGGGAGGUGUCGGUGCUGCGAGACCAGUGCAACGCCAACUGCUGCCAAGAAAGUGCUGCCACAGGACAACUGGACUAUAUCCCUCACUGCAGUGGCCACGGCAACUUUAGCUUUGAGUCCUGUGGCUGCAUCUGCAACGAAGGCUGGUUUGGCAAGAAUUGCUCGGAGCCCUACUGCCCGCUGGGUUGCUCCAGCCGGGGGGUGUGUGUGGAUGGCCAGUGCAUCUGUGACAGCGAGUACAGCGGGGAUGACUGUUCCGAACUCCGGUGCCCAACAGACUGCAGCUCCCGGGGGCUCUGCGUGGACGGGGAGUGUGUCUGUGAAGAGCCUUACACUGGCGAGGACUGCAGGGAACUGAGGUGCCCUGGGGACUGUUCGGGGAAGGGGAGAUGUGCCAACGGUACCUGUUUAUGCGAGGAGGGCUACGUUGGUGAGGACUGCGGCCAGCGGCAGUGUCUGAAUGCCUGCAGUGGGCGAGGACAAUGUGAGGAGGGGCUCUGCGUCUGUGAAGAGGGCUACCAGGGCCCUGACUGCUCAGCAGUUGCCCCUCCAGAGGACUUGCGAGUGGCUGGUAUCAGCGACAGGUCCAUUGAGCUGGAAUGGGACGGGCCGAUGGCAGUGACGGAAUAUGUGAUCUCUUACCAGCCGACGGCCCUGGGGGGCCUCCAGCUCCAGCAGUGGGUGCCUGGAGAUUGGAGUGGUGUCACCAUCACGGAGCUGGAGCCAGGUCUCACCUACAACAUCAGCGUCUACGCUGUCAUUAGCAACAUCCUCAGCCUUCCCAUCACUGCCAAGGUGGCCACCCAUCUCUCCACUCCUCAAGGGCUACAAUUUAAGACGAUCACAGAGACCACCGUGGAGGUGCAGUGGGAGCCCUUCUCAUUUUCCUUCGAUGGGUGGGAAAUCAGCUUCAUUCCAAAGAACAAUGAAGGGGGAGUGAUUGCUCAGGUCCCCAGCGAUGUUACGUCCUUUAACCAGACGGGACUAAAGCCUGGGGAGGAAUACAUUGUCAAUGUAGUGGCUCUGAAAGAACAGGCCCGCAGCCCCCCUACCUCAGCCAGCGUCUCCACAGUCAUUGACGGCCCCACGCAGAUCCUGAUUCGAGAUGUCUCUGACACCGUGGCUUUUGUGGAGUGGAUUCCCCCUCGAGCCAAAGUCGAUUUCAUUCUCUUGAAAUAUGGCCUGGUGGGCGGGGAAGGUGGGAGGACCACCUUCCGGCUGCAGCCUCCCCUGAGCCAAUACUCAGUUCAGGCCCUGAGGCCUGGCUCCCGCUACGAGGUGUCAGUCAGUGCCGUCCGAGGGACCAACGAGAGCGAUUCUGCCACCACUCAGUUCACAACAGAGAUCGAUGCCCCCAAGAACUUGCGAGUUGGUUCUCGCACAGCAACCAGCCUUGACCUCGAGUGGGAUAACAGUGAAGCCGAAGUUCAGGAGUACAAGGUUGUGUACAGCACCCUGGCGGGUGAGCAAUAUCACGAGGUACUGGUCCCCAAGGGCAUUGGUCCAACCACCAGGGCCACCCUGACAGAUCUGGUACCUGGCACUGAGUAUGGAGUUGGAAUAUCUGCCGUCAUGAACUCACAGCAAAGCGUGCCAGCCACCAUGAAUGCCAGGACUGAACUUGACAGUCCCCGAGACCUCAUGGUGACAGCCUCCUCGGAGACCUCCAUCUCCCUCAUCUGGACCAAGGCCAGUGGCCCCAUUGACCACUACCGAAUUACCUUUACCCCAUCCUCUGGGAUUGCCUCAGAAGUCACUGUACCCAAGGACAGGACCUCGUACACACUAACAGAUCUAGAGCCUGGGGCAGAGUACAUCAUUUCCAUCACUGCUGAGAGGGGUCGGCAGCAGAGCUUGGAGUCCACUGUGGAUGCUUUCACAGGCUUCCGUCCCAUCUCUCAUCUGCACUUUUCUCACGUGACCUCCUCCAGUGUGAACAUCACUUGGAGUGAUCCAUCUCCCCCAGCAGACAGACUCAUUCUGAACUACAGCCCCAGGGAUGAGGAGGAAGAGAUGAUGGAGGUCUCCCUGGAUGCCACCAAGAGGCAUGCUGUCCUGAUGGGCCUGCAACCAGCCACAGAAUAUAUUGUGAACCUUGUGGCUGUCCAUGGCACAGUGACCUCUGAGCCCAUUGUGGGCUCCAUCACCACAGGAAUUGAUCCCCCAAAAGACAUCACAAUUAGCAAUGUGACCAAGGACUCAGUGAUGGUCUCCUGGAGCCCUCCUGUUGCAUCUUUCGAUUACUACCGAGUAUCAUAUCGACCCACCCAAGUGGGACGACUAGACAGCUCAGUGGUGCCCAACACUGUGACAGAAUUCACCAUCACCAGACUGUACCCAGCUACCGAAUACGAAAUCAGCCUCAACAGCGUGCGGGGCAGGGAGGAAAGCGAGCGCAUCUGUACUCUUGUGCACACAGCCAUGGACAACCCUGUGGAUCUGAUUGCUACCAAUAUCACUCCAACAGAAGCCCUGCUGCAGUGGAAGGCGCCAGUGGGUGAGGUGGAGAACUACGUCAUUGUUCUUACACACUUUGCAGUCGCUGGAGAGACCAUCCUGGUUGACGGAGUCAGUGAGGAAUUUCGGCUUGUUGACCUGCUUCCUAGCACCCACUAUACUGCCACCAUGUAUGCCACCAAUGGGCCUCUCACCAGUGGCACCAUCAGCACCAACUUUUCUACUCUCCUGGACCCUCCGGCAAACCUGACAGCCAGUGAAGUCACCAGACAAAGUGCCCUGAUCUCCUGGCAGCCUCCCAGGGCAGAGAUUGAAAAUUAUGUCUUGACCUACAAAUCCACCGAUGGAAGCCGCAAGGAGCUGAUUGUGGAUGCAGAAGACACCUGGAUUCGACUGGAGGGCCUGUUGGAGAACACACACUACACGGUGCUCCUGCAGGCAGCACAGGACACUGCGUGGAGCAGCAUCACCUCCACCGCCUUCACCACAGGGGGCCGGGUGUUCCCUCAUCCCCAAGACUGUGCCCAGCAUUUGAUGAAUGGAGACACUCUGAGUGGGGUUUACCCCAUCUUCCUCAAUGGGGAGCUGAGCCAGAAAUUACAAGUGUACUGUGAUAUGACCACCGACGGGGGCGGCUGGAUUGUAUUCCAGAGGCGGCAGAAUGGCCAAACUGAUUUUUUCCGGAAAUGGGCUGAGUACCGUGUUGGCUUCGGGAACCUGGAGGAUGAGUUCUGGCUGGGGCUGGACAACAUACACAGGAUCACAUCCCAGGGCCGCUAUGAGCUGCGCGUGGACAUGCGGGAUGGCCAGGAGGCUGCCUUCGCCUCCUACGACAGGUUCUCUGUUGAGGACAGCAGAAACCUGUACAAACUCCGCAUAGGAAACUACAACGGCACUGCGGGGGACUCCCUCAGCUAUCAUCAAGGACGCCCUUUCUCCACAGAGGAUAGAGACAAUGAUGUUGCAGUGACUAACUGUGCCAUGUCGUACAAGGGAGCGUGGUGGUAUAAGAACUGCCACCGGACCAACCUCAAUGGGAAGUACGGGGAGUCCAGGCACAGUCAGGGCAUCAACUGGUACCAUUGGAAAGGCCAUGAGUUCUCCAUCCCCUUUGUGGAAAUGAAGAUGCGCCCCUACAGCCACCGUCUCAUGGCAGGGAGAAAACGGCAGUCCUUACAGUUCUGAGCAGCGGGUGGCCGCGAGCCAACCAAUCUUUUCUGUCAUUUGUUUGUAUUUUAUAAUAUGAAACAAGGGGGGAGGGUAAUAGCAAUGUGUUUUGCAACAUAUUAAGAGUAUGUGAAGGAAGCAGGGAUGUAGCAGGAAUCCGCUGGCUACCAUCUGCUCUUGGUUUCUGCUGCCCUGGAGCCUGACCCUCAGUCUCCAUUCUCCUUCCUACCCAGGCCUCCUCAACCUACACCUCCUUUCCCACCAAGGAGGAGAAGUAGGAAGUUUUCUUAAAGGGCCAAUUCAAAGGCAAGUCGUGGAGUGCAGAUUGUUAUGGUGACAGGCACACACCUUUUUCUACCCUUCUUCUGAGAUGUCCUCUGCCUUCUGGGUAUUUGUGAUUUUGUCACAGCCUGACAUGGCCAGGUUCUCACAUUGGCCCAGAGAAAAGAGCCUCAGCAAGAGAGGUUUGCCAACAAUUCCCCUUAAAAGGAAACAGAUCAACUAUACCACAUCCCAACAACCCAGGUUCUUUUUCCUUCCUUCCUUCCUUCCUUCCUUCCUUCCUUCCUUCCUUCCUUCCUUCCUUCCUUCUUUCCUGCCUUCCCUCCUUCCCUCCCUUCUUUCUUUCUUGACAGUAUCUCACUCUUGCUCAGGCUGGAGUGCAGUGGUGCAAUCUCAGCUCACUACAGCCUCGACUUCCUGAGCUUAAGUGAUCCUCUCAUCUCAGCCUCUUGAGUAGCUGGGACUACAGGCAUGAGCCACCAUACCUGGUUGAUUUUUCUUUUAUUUUUUGUAGAGAUGGGGGUCUCACUAUGUUGCCCAGGCUGGUCACAAACUCCUGGCCUUGAACAAUCCUCCCACCUCAGCCUCCCAAAAUGCUGGGAUUACAGGCUACAGCCACUUCAUCCAGCCCCAAGUCCUUUAUAAUGGGCCAAAGAUUCUCAUCUUCUGACACUCUUACUAUACCAGC